UUGGUACCGGGGAUUGAACUCGGGUCCUUGCGCUUGCAAGGCAGGCGGUGGAACCAUUGAGCUAAAUCCCUGGCCUGACUAGGGUCAUUUUUAAGUUACAGUAUUUUGUUACGGAUUUUCCAGGUGGAGAAUUUGAAUUCGAUCAUCAGUACUGUGUCUCACACAUGUUAAGCAAGUGUUCUGUGGUUGAGCUCUAUCAUCCUCAGCCCCUUUUAAAUUUUUUAAAAUUUUAUUUAUUGUUUUGGUACUGGGGAUCAAAUGCAGGACCUUAUGCUUGCAAGGCAGGCGUGGUACUACUUAGUUAAAUCCCUGGCCUUUUAUUUUGUUUUUUGGUUUCUUUGGUACCAGGGAUCAAACUCAAGACCCUGCGCUUGCAAGGCAGGCAGCGGAACCACUGAGUCAAACCCCCGGCCCUUUAUUUUGUUUUUUAGACAGUGUCUGGCUAAGAUGCCUAGUCUGUCCUUGAACAUACCAUCUUUCUGCCUCAGUCCUCCUAAGUAGCUGGUAGUACAGAUGUCUGCCAGCACCUCUGGCUUCACUAUUCACUUAUAUCCUGAAAACUAUCAAUAUAUUUUAGGAAUUCAGUACAGGAAAGUUGUAAUGAUUUAGGGUAACAUUUAUUUGUGAGAAAAUUCUAGAGGUGGUUGUUUCUGGUUGAUUAGAAUAUUUCAGUGAAAAAUCUAGGUAGAUGCAAAAUAAGUGCAAUGUAGUGAUUUCACAUUGAAACAUCCCGGCUGAAGAGACUUGCUUCUAAAAUUGUUCCAAUUAAAGACUAACAGGCUUUUUCAUUAACAAACCAACCAAGGAUUCCAGUGGGAUGACACUAGUGAUGCUUGCUGCAGCGGGAGGGCAGGAUGACCUCCUGCGACUCCUCAUCACCAAAGGCGCAAAAGUGAACGGGCAGCAAAAGAAUGGGACUACAGCCCUCAUCCACGCUGCUGAGAAGAACUUUUUAACCACAGUGGCUAUUCUCUUGGAAGCGGGAGCUUUUGUGAAUGUCCAGCAGAGCAAUGGUGAGACUGCGCUGAUGAAGGCCUGUAAAAGAGGAAAUUCGGACAUUGUUCGGCUUGUAAUCGAAUAUGGAGCUGAUUGUAACAUUUUGUCAAAGCACCAGAAUAGCGCACUGCAUUUUGCAAAGCAGUGUAACAAUGUGCUAGUAUAUGACUUGCUGAAGAGCCACUUGGAGACGCUUUCGAGAGUGGCUGAAGAGACAAUCCGAGAUUACUUUGAAGCUCGCCUUGUUCUGCUGGAACCUGUUUUCCCAAUAGCAUGUCAUCGACUCUGUGAGGGGCCAGAUUUCUCAACAGAUUUCAGUUACAAACUUCCACAGAACAUGCCAGAAGGUUCUGGGAUCCUGCUCUUUAUUUUCCAUGCAAAUUUUUUUGGUAAAGAAGUUAUUGCUCGGCUCUGUGGACCAUGCAGUGUACUAGCCGUAGUUUUAAAUGAUAAAUUUCAACUUCCUGUUUUUCUGGAUAGUCAUUUUGUUUACUCUUUCAGUCCCGUUCCAGGCCCUAAUAAGCUCUUCAUAAGGUUGACAGAAGCACCUGCUGCCAAGGUGAAGUCCUUCAUGCUGUUAUUACUCAAAUUGCUGUUGCAGAUUACUUUGUCAUGAUAAGAACAAAAAUUCUGGAAUGUCCCUAGUGUUUUUUGUUCUCUGGAAAUAAUACUGUGCCUGUACUAGAGACGAGGGUUCAUUCCCUGGGUAGCAAUGCGGGGUGCUCACAACAACAUGGUAGGAAUAGGUUGAAGGAGAACCUAAGAACAUGCACGUUCAGCAGUCCAGGGCCUGUUCUAGGCUCCAGUAUGGCACUGCCUAGAAUGAAAUAGUCUAAGGAUAGGAUUAUUUAACAUAGUUAACAAAAUCAAGUUAUAAACACUUAGCUAUUAAUGCUAUCUUUUGUAAAUCAGUAACCAGCUUGAAAAUAAUGCUGAACAAGACUUCUGGCUAUGUUUUUUUCUUGUGAGAGAGGGUAAUUCUGGUUCUGUACUGACAUACUUUUUCCCUUCCCUAGGUUAAGUUGCUGAUAGGUGCAUACAGAGUGCAGCUUCAGUGACCAAACAGAAUUGGGAUGGACCUUUCAGACAGAUACUUACAUGAUCUCUUUGAAGCAGUUUGGAAUUCUGGCACACCUAAAACGUUCCAGUGUAGUUUCAUCUGUAAACCUCCUAAGCCUGUCAUGUGUUUUGGUCUGUAAGAUCAAUGUGGUGGCCCUAACAUAUGUAAAAAAAAAUAGAUGAGAUGUAAGUAAUUGUGGCAGUCUUCUGAAAUCUCAGUGUUGUACCAAGACUGCAUAUUUCAUUUUUUCCACAAUGUGGAAUAGUACCAUAGGAAGAUUAUUUAAGAAAAAAAAUUUUUUAAAUAACUUUCAAUUUUCUACUAGUCUUGGUGAAUUUGUGUAAAUAA
Molecule: messenger RNA, 2404 nt
Organism: Heterocephalus glaber (naked mole-rat)
Lineage: Eukaryota; Metazoa; Chordata; Mammalia; Rodentia; Bathyergidae
Source: RefSeq, a predicted model, not a curated record